Messenger RNA from Brassica rapa (field mustard), 1072 nucleotides. Its product is annotated as zinc finger protein ZAT9. The record is from RefSeq and is a predicted model, not a curated record. Gene Ontology annotation, biological process: regulation of DNA-templated transcription. NCBI's taxonomy places the organism in Eukaryota, Viridiplantae, Streptophyta, Magnoliopsida, Brassicales, Brassicaceae.
ACUCUGUAUUCGCUAUUGAAGACGGAGAGCUACAAGUGCAAGUUUUGCUUUAAGAGCUUCGUCAACGAAAGAGCUUUAGGUGGUCACAUGCUAAGUCUUCACAACUUUUGCAUUGAGGAAGAGGCAAGGCCGAGUCAACUCAGUGAUGAUUCUGAGUCCGAUGUUUCUUCUUCUUCUUACUCUCACGAAGUAGAGAGAAAGAGAAGUGGGUUGAGAGAGGAGAAGCAUCCAACCAUGUAUGACGACCAGAGGAAUAUUACUAACCUGACACGGAAACGAUCCAAGCGAACUCGGAAGCUAGACUCGUUCGCUUCAAAGAAGAUGAAAACGAGUCAACUCGGUUACAAGACCGAACCCGAGCCUCCUUACAGCUCAGCUUCUGAUACAACGACGGAGAAAGAUCUCGCCGUUUGUCUCAUGAUGCUCUCAAGAGACAAAUGGAAGAAGAAGAACAAAACUAGUAGUAGUACUAAAGAAGUAGUGGAAGAGAUCGACAACAACUCGAGCAAGAUGAAUCGAGCAACGAGGACGAAAGGGAGAUUCACGUGCGAGACAUGUGGGAAAGUGUUUAAAUCUUAUCAAGCAUUAGGUGGGCAUAGAGCAAGCCACAAGAAGAACAGAGUUUCAAACAAAAUAGAGUACGAUAGUGUAGUUGUUGUUGAAGAGAAGAGGAUCCAUGAAUGUCCGAUUUGUCUAAGAGUGUUUACGUCCGGACAAGCACUUGGUGGUCAUAAGAGAUCACACGGACUAGGAAACUUGUCUGUAAAUCAUCAUCAAGUACGUCGAACAGAGUCAGUGAAACAGAGGAUGCUAGAUCUUAAUUUUCCUGCACCAACCGAGGAAGAUAAAAGGUAGCAGACUUUGCGUGAUUCGGGUCGUCCAAAUUUUCAUAAAGUUUGAAUCUUUUUGAAUUUUUUUUUAAAAACUAUUAUUAUUAUUAUUGUUAUAUAAAAAUGUUUGUUUUAAGUUAACUGCAAGGGAGGCUAGUUUCACAUGUUCUAACGCCGGUUCUUGUUUCGUACUGGCCUCACGUCUUGUUCGCCUGACCAUAUCAAUCGAAGAACAUUCAAAU